CCCGCCUGUAGUUGGGAGGACUCUGUGCUAAAGAAAAGCCCCUGUUGACUAAUUUCUACAUUACAUCAAGGUUUCAGUUCUAUUGUGGGGAAGUAUUCCAUCAAUUAUGGCCUGAUCGCACUUCUCCAAACAGCCCACAGUUUAUAUAGGACAGCCGCCCCCAUGAUGGUGGGGCGGUAGUCUGAAGCUUUUCUACCCUCUUGUCGUCACGGCAGGCUUUUGUAUACAGUUCGUGUCUGUGCCCUUCAGCAGGACCACCGACUACUGGGAGCUCCACACAUACAGGACGAACCUAUCCGGGAUUUGAAACGAUUUCCAUGAAGAUGCCUACGGAAAGAUUUGCGAUGAACGGUGAAGCUGACCGAAACGGCGAGGCAGAGGUACCGCUGCGAGGCCGCUCCACAAGGCAACAGGUCCCUCUCAACAUGAACCACUAUGCCAACAAGAAGAGUGCAGCAGAGAGCAUGCUGGAUGUGGCUCUGUUGAUGGCGAAUGCCUCGCAACUGAAAGCCGUGAUGGAACAAGGACCUGACUUCACCUUCUACGUGCCUCUCAUCACUCUCAUCAGUAUCUCCCUCAUCCUGCAGAUCUUGGUGGGAGUGCUGCUCAUUUUUAUAGUGAAGUGGAACCUGAACGAUGAAAGCAUGCACUACAGGCUGAACAUCCUGGAGAAUAUGACCACAGCCUUCGUCUUUAUCAUAGUCGUGGUCAACGUCUUCAUCACAGCCUUUGGUGUGCAGCGGCCCAACAUUGGUUGAUCCACCUUCACAUGAUUCUCCAUGCCUGCUGAUCAACUCAGUCAAGAUGAAGUGCUGCCUUUUUUAAUGGACAAGAUGUUUAAUUUAUUCACCAAGCAAACCGGCACGCAGGUGCUUCUGUCUCUGUAAUUCAACCUCCCAGGCCUGAGGAGAUCAAAAUACUCUGAGGAUCAGGUGACGUUAUGUGUGUGCGUGUGUGUUAGAGGGGUUCACUUCAUCUCUUACUAUGCUUUACAACAAGUUUGUAGUCAGUUUUAAUUUGAUGUAGUAGUUAUCUUGUUUUGUUACCUCUUAUGAUGCUCAGGUCAGUGAUGCCUUUACUCAUGAAACAAACAUAUCAGGAGCAAUACACUGUUUCAGUCACAGCCAGUGUAAAUGUUUCCUGAGAAAAAAAAUGCAUUUCACUCUCUUUUUAAAGUUUGUCUGUAUUUGUCUGAGUCCAAAGCAUGCCUAUAUCUUUAGAUAAAAAGCCUAACAUCACAGCAUAAACCAAAUGAAGAUCUUACCAAUAAGUGUAUCAAUGAGGAGCCCUCUAGGCAAACUGCUGCUCAUGAAGCAUUACAUGACUUAACAGAUUUAUCAUGGGGAAAACAUACAGUUUACAGUGUUACAAACCUCAACCUAUCAUUGAAGUGAACCUUAAUUACUUUGUUUCAAUAGAGCUAUGCAAAUCCAAGAGUGCAAUGUUUUAUUGAUUGACCUGUAUGUAAUAGUUCAAGUGUUAUUGAAGUAUACUGUAGUGUAUGUCUACUUCAAUGUUUUUUUUAAAUCACCUUUUUUUAGUACCAAAAAGUUACAUAGCUUUUACCAUAUGAUCCUGUACUAUACACUGUGAUGAAUAUUCAAUGAAUUUUAUAAAUAAACUACAGACGUGUUAUGA
Notolabrus celidotus (New Zealand spotty) is the source of this 1638-nucleotide messenger RNA. RefSeq names its product ninjurin 1 (gene ninj1). Gene Ontology annotation, biological process: tissue regeneration; cell adhesion. The transcript has 3 exons. Gene Ontology annotation, cellular component: membrane. The coding region runs from base 318 to 758 and encodes 146 amino acids. NCBI's taxonomy places the organism in Eukaryota, Metazoa, Chordata, Actinopteri, Labriformes, Labridae. The record is from RefSeq and is a predicted model, not a curated record.